GGACUGCUGUAAUGGGGCCACCCAAAGAAUGCCAACUCAAGAGCCUUAGGGUCUGCUGCCUCAGGAAAACCUCCAGAGCCAGUGUGUUUAUCUGGAGAAUACAUACAAGUACAUAUGUGUGGACACCUUAAGUGUUGAAGGAGGAAUGGAAGUGACUUGUGAGUACCUGGCACCAAACAGAUGUGAUGGUGGUCACUGUCCUAUUCAGAGCCUGCGGGCCAGCCAUGGAGAAGAUCAUGGCCUUCCUUCUCUUACCACCAGAACUGCCUCCCCGUCUGCGUGUUCCUCUCACUCCCUGGUCUCCCCCAGCCUGCUCUGGCAGCGUGUGGUGACAGGGGCUGCCCUUGAGAGCCGCCGCCAACUGUAUAUGUCCUCCCAGCGGGCUGAUUGCAACAGAGCCUCACUCACUCGAGUGCACCGGCAGACCUACGCACGCCUCUACCCUGUGCUCCUGGUCAAGAAGGAUGGUUCCACCAUCCACAUCCGCUACCGGGAGCCUCGACAGAUACUCACAAUGCCCGUGGACCUGGACUCUCUGUCCCCAGAGGAGAGGCGUGCACGGUUCCGGAAACGAGAGGCCCAGGUCAAAGAGAAGGAGGAGGAGCCAGAGCUCGGUGACGACUUCGAUGUGGAGCAGUACAAGCAGUUUUGGACCAAAAAGUGAUGGUGCCUGGAAGCUGCUCUGACCGAGGGGGAUGCUAUGGAGCAGGGAGGGGCAUGUGUCUUUAAAUCAUGUGUUCACGAA
Messenger RNA from Orcinus orca (killer whale), 745 nucleotides. RefSeq names its product mitochondrial ribosomal protein L55 (gene MRPL55). The transcript is spliced from 3 exons. NCBI's taxonomy places the organism in Eukaryota, Metazoa, Chordata, Mammalia, Artiodactyla, Delphinidae. Gene Ontology annotation, biological process: translation. Bases 146 to 664 code for a protein of 172 amino acids. Gene Ontology annotation, cellular component: mitochondrial large ribosomal subunit. The record is from RefSeq and is a predicted model, not a curated record. Gene Ontology annotation, molecular function: structural constituent of ribosome.